Mycotypha africana is the source of this 1305-nucleotide messenger RNA. RefSeq names its product quinon protein alcohol dehydrogenase-like superfamily. The record is from RefSeq and is a predicted model, not a curated record. Bases 1 to 1305 code for a protein of 434 amino acids. Lineage: Eukaryota; Fungi; Mucoromycota; Mucoromycetes; Mucorales; Mycotyphaceae. The transcript is spliced from 8 exons. Gene Ontology annotation, molecular function: protein binding.
AUGGCAAAGCACUUUCAGUUAGAUUUUGAAGAAAGCAGCAUGUCAGAUACAAACCAAAAGCAAGAUCAGUACGAAGAAGAACUCGACAACCUUGUUGAGGAAGAAUACAUUCAAGAAGCUGACGUAGCAGAAAUGGACGUGCCGGAUUUGAAUGAGGCUGAACCUAUGGAUGAUGAUGAUGAAGAAGAUGUUGAUGAAUUGGGAGAAGAAGCAGGACCUUCAGGGGAAGGUGUAGAAGGUUAUGAAUUUAGAGCUAACGCAGACGAUAAAAAUACAAUGGAACUGGCCGAUGAUUCAGUACAAGGUUUUUUUGAUCACCGUGAACCUGUUUACGCCAUUGCUAUGCAUCCUACCAGCAAUGGAAUUAUUGUCAGUGGUGGUGGCGACGAUAAGAGUUAUUUAUGGCGUUGCGAUACCGGUGAAAUGCUGAAGUGUUUAGAUGGACAUACUGAUUCGGUCACAAGUGUUGGAUUCAGUUGCGACGGUAAAUAUGUUGCGUCGGCUGGUAUGGAUGGUAAAGUACGUGUCUGGAAUGCAGAGACGGGUGAUUUCGCCGUCGCAGUCGAUGGUCCCGAUGAAGUGAUUUGGAUUGACUGGCACCCAAAAGGUAAUAUUCUCUUAGCCGGUGCUUCAGACGCUACUAUUUGGAUGUGGGCCAUGCCCAGCGGUAAAUUUAUGAACAUGUUCAAUGGUCACGCUGCACCUGUAACAGCAGGUUGCUUUACACCAGAUGGCAAGAGAAUUGUUUCAGUUUCUGAAGAUUCGACUUUUAUCGUUUGGGAUCCUAAAUCUGCUGCUGCUGAAUACCGUUUGUCCGGUGACGAUGCACGUUUCCAUGUUGAGCCUAUCACAUCUGUUUGUGUUAACAAAGAUAGUACACUGGCUAUUACUGGUGACGUAUCAGGGAAAGCUAGAUUAGUGAAUAUCUUGAACGGAAAUAUUGUUGCAUCAUUAGAAAAUCAUACGGAGUCGAUAGAAACUUCAUCUUUCUGUGAAGUGCUGCCUUUAGCAGCAACAGGCUCGGUGGAUGGUAAAAUCUCUAUUUGGGAUGUUCAAACACAACGUUUACGUGCCACUUUGGAGCAUGAAGAUGCUGUUGUCAAAGUGAAAUUCGUCAAGAACUCACCAAUGUUAGCUUCUUGCUCUGCUGAUAAAACUGUGAAAAUGUGGGAUGCCCGUACAGGUCAAUGUGUCAAAUCUUGGUCUGGACAUAGCGACACUGUUCUUGAUUUUGCUGUUGCUGAUGAUGGCAACGUUAUCUGUAGUGCUUCCGAUGAUGGUACAUGCUUAGUUUUCAGCAUGUAA